Amoebophrya sp. A120 is the source of this 1095-nucleotide messenger RNA. NCBI's taxonomy places the organism in Eukaryota, Dinophyceae, Syndiniales, Amoebophryaceae. The record is from the annotation of a GenBank genome assembly.
AUGGCCCCUGCUGCUCCUUCCAAUUAUGCCGGCGACCAGCAGCCGCUCCCGGAGAAGCUGCGGGAGAUUCUUGGGGAGCAUUGCCAAGUACAGCGCGUGAACAAGGACCGCAAAAUUGUCGGCGCGGCCAGUCCGGAGGAGCUGGGGCAGUCCAUGGAGAACGAGCAGCGUCGGAAAUUUUGCGAAAAUCAGCUGAGCCAACUGGGUAACGACUUUGACAAGGUGGUCCAGUGGGUAGAGGCGGUGAAGGCAAAAGCCAAUGCUUUGUACUACAGCUCUCGCUACGAACCCGACCGUGUGCAAGAACACGAGCUUGUCUCCGAUCCCGCCUCCGACGAGCAGGCAAUUGCUCUUUGUUCGGCUCGUCCUGAUGGGACGACUAGUCCAGCUGCGUGCCCGUCCACAUCUACUUCCUGUGCAAGUGAAGAUUUGUCCUGCGACCUUGCCAAGCUGAAAGAAGCCGCGUUGCUCUACUACGACUGCUUGUCCGGACUGGAAAAGUGUGCAAAAAUUAUCGUUGCGAAAGGACAAUACGAUGAGGGAAGUAGCAGCUGCAGCAGCACAACAGAAACCGGAGGCCGAACUGAGAAUGAAAAGACGAGAAACUCGUACCAGCAGCAGAUACAACUGCCGAUCACGGCCAACCUGGCUGCCUGUAUGUUGGAAAUGCGGCAUUUUCGAGAGUGCAUUCGUUUGUGCGACUUGGCACUGUCUGUACAGCCCGAUCACGUGAAGGCGCUUGUCCGCCGAGGUAUUGCCUACUACAAGCUACGGGAACCGGGGAAGGCAAAAGUAUAGUACUAGACUGUUGCGGUUGAUGGGGUUGGAAGCAACAUGACAAAGGCAGGUUCGCGAAUCUUUUGAGUAGCUGUCGCUUUGUGCCUGUUUGAUGAUGAAAAACUAUCAAUCCCACAUUUAGCACAACUUGAAAAACAAAGGUAGAUCUCAUUCGCAGCCUCGAGUUGCUGGAUAUCAUGGAUGCCGCCACAGCUGGGGACACUGCUGGGACCGGCAGUGCCGCGGCGACAGCCGGCACUGCAGCUCUGUCAGCGACAACGACAGAGAAUCUUCGCCGACGGGCAACUGUGUAUUUGA